Trichoderma breve is the source of this 1434-nucleotide messenger RNA. RefSeq lists its product as uncharacterized. The transcript has 4 exons. NCBI's taxonomy places the organism in Eukaryota, Fungi, Ascomycota, Sordariomycetes, Hypocreales, Hypocreaceae. The record is from RefSeq and is a predicted model, not a curated record. The coding region runs from base 1 to 1434 and encodes 477 amino acids.
AUGAAUUCCUCUUCAACCUCACGUAUUACGGUUCGUCUCAAUGAGAGUAGCGGGAGUAAGGAUAAAACUCUUACAGAGUUUCAGAAGUUUCUUACCAAGCUUGCAUUGAUUUGCGAUACUCUGAAAGGGGAACACGGCCGUACCGUAACUGCUCUUGUCUGUCUCAAGGGAAUCAAUGGCCCUGAGUACAUUUUUACUUCCAAUUUCAGGAAGCUUACAGAGCUUGAAGAAACAAAGUUAUUCCUCUCCAGCUUGCUAACAUUUGUUGGAACCAAUCCCGACAGCCUUCAGCCGAAACCGCUACAGAAGCAAGUUCUGUGGAGGAGUCUUGUAUUCAACUUUGAUAAGGUGGACUUUUACUUGACAUCUUUGAUCGAUGUAUUGGAUGAUUGCAUUGAUAAUGAGAGUCGCAGAGGAUUAAUUGAUUCCGAACCAUUAAAGCAGCUACGCUAUCUGCAAGAAAAAGCAAGUUUCCCUCGUGAUAUAACAUCGUCGGACAAUGCUCGUAACAAAUUCUUGAGAGACUGCGAAACUCUAAUCAAGGCGAUUCAAGCUUACAAAACUGGCUCUUUCGAAAAGACCCUUCAAAACCGCACUGUGGAAAAAAAUACAGAUGCUGCAGACUGGUGUACGCUUCGCCAUUACCUUGGGCGCCUCCAUUCUUACCGGCAGGCCUCAGAGAUUAUAGUCAACGCAGCUACUACAUGGCCUGACCUAUUCAAAAAUCAUCGGGUCGACUAUAUCAAUUCUGCUUUUAAGAAACGCAUCCCUACACCAAAUUUAACGGACUUGAACGAUAUUAUUCCCAUUGCGCUUCCCGGACAUGAAGCGUCCGAUUUUGAAUCUGAUAUUAGUGAGCUGAGGAUUCACGAGCUGGACAAUAUAAUCCACAAGCAACUUCAAAGCUGGAGAAUAAAGACUAUGGUUCACUGUGAGGUCCAUCUUCAUAACCAUCUAGUUCAAAAAGGGAAAACAAGCUCUACCGAUUUCUGGAGCGGUGCUAUGUUCAUAGCUACGUCCAAGCCCACCUGCAGACUAUGUCAUCUCUAUUUCAACAACCCUAGCAACGAAUUUCAAGUUCAGACAUCGCAUAUGAAUCUCUAUCCGAAAUGGCGUCUCCCUGAUAUCUAUGAGGACCAAGGUGCUGAUACUAAAGAUUCUUGUGAAGAGCUACUGCAAGAUCUAAUUGAGCAGUUUCAACAGGAUUUGAUCCUGAUGCUGAAACAAAAAGAACCAAAAGGAAAAACUCACGACUCGCGGACAGAUUCACACUCCAGAGUAUCGACUAGAGUAUCAUAUUUAGGGGAAGGGUUACGAGAUACGCCACAUGCAUUGUUAGCAGAGAGGCAAGGAAGAUUUCACGGAUUGUCCAGCCCGUCUUCUGAAGACGCCGAAUGGCGUGAUCUUCCGGAGGAUAUUGUUCACGCUAUAUGA